Molecule: messenger RNA, 2656 nt
Organism: Anthonomus grandis grandis
Lineage: Eukaryota; Metazoa; Arthropoda; Insecta; Coleoptera; Curculionidae
Product: jerky protein homolog-like
Exons: 2
Coding region: 478-1095 (205 amino acids)
Cellular component (GO): nucleus
Molecular function (GO): DNA binding
Source: RefSeq, a predicted model, not a curated record
GACAUUUUCCUCUUUGUGUUCUGUGGCCGUAGCCGUAGGUCAAAGUAUCUAAUAAAAAUUGUUGAUUUUGUGAACCUCUAAAAGUUUUACUUCUGAGCCAUAGUUAGAAUUCAGUCAACGGGUGACUUGAAAAAACACGCCACAGAAAUAUAAGAAGAAAAUUGGCGGACGGCGAUAUGUGAAUUAUAAAAAUGAAAACCUAGAAAGUGCUCUAGCCGCACUUAAAGAUGGGAUGUCCUAUUCCGAGACUUCUCAAAUAUAUAACAUUCCUUUGGUGAUCCUAUGGAGGAAGAUUAUAAACACCCGAAAAAGUGUGGGGGACAACCUGUUUUAAGUAAAAGAGAAGAAAAUGCCAUUAAAGCAGCUGUUGUUACGGCGGCAGAAUGGGGCUAUCCAUAUAAGAAGGAGGAUAUAAAAUUAUUAGUUAAAAACUACUUGGAUUGAGCUGGCAAACAGGUGACCAAGUUUUCUAAUAACAUGCCUGAAAAAGAUUGGUGCACGGACUUUCUUACAAGGCAUAAAGAUGUAUUAAAGGUUCGUUUGGCUGAAAAUAUAAGAAGAUCUAGGGCAGGUGUAUCAAGAAAAGUUUUAUAUGAAUAUUUUGAUAAAUUGGAUGUUUCUCUUAAAGACGUAACACCAGAGAAUUUAAUAAACUAUGACGAAACAAAUUUUGUUGCUGAUGCCGGAAGGCCUAAAGUUGGUUUACGAAGAACUAUGAAGCACGCAGAGAAAGUUUGUGAAUCCACCAAGUCUGCCCACUCAGUCAUGUUCUCUGUAACAGCGGCUGGACUUUUGUCACCUCAAUACGUUGUCUACAAAUCUGAAAAUUUGUGGUCCACUUGGACUCAAAGUGGCCCUGAAGGUUGUAUUUACAACCGCAGCAAGUCUGGAUGGUUCGAUCAAAGUUUGUUUGAGGAUUGGUUCUUUAAGAUCAUUGUUCCUUAUUAUAGACGUCUAGAUGGCCCAAAAGCUAUCAUUGGGGACAAUCUAGCAAGUCAUUUGUCAGAGGCUGUAAUAAAAAAAUGCAAGGAAAAAAAUAUUAGAUUCAUUUUCUUACCAGCAAACAGUACCCAUUUGACACAACCCAGCAGCUAAAAAAAUGGAAUAUGUCAAAUCCAGGUUUGCUACAGAAAGAUCAUUUUCCCGAGUUCUGAACGGGACAAUCAAAUCGAUUGCUCUCACAGUUGGUAAAAAUAUCAAAUCUGGAUUUGAGGCUACAGGUUUACAUCCGCUUAAUCGAGAAAAGGUCCUUGUUAAAGUCCCAGACGACAAUAAGACUGACGCCAAUAAUAGUGUUACAUCAUUAGUUGCAGUCAGUUACCUCUCUUUUUAAGGAAUCCAGAUUUAAAGAACCGUGAGCCAAACAAAUCAACCGUAAGAAAUUGGUAGUGGCGCCCGGAGAAAGCGUUACAGAUUAAAAGAUUUCAAACUCUUCGGAAUCGGAAAAAGAAACUAUAAUCGAGCCAGAAGAAGAUAUAUUGUCAAAUAAAGGAUCAGAGGAACUUGAAGGUAUUGAGCUGCCCUGCUUUGUAAACCCAGUGCAAGAAAAAAAUAUAUUAACUCGGAAAGCUUACAAAAAGUCGAGAAAGCGCAAAUCGCUCUAGACAACUUGGUAGAAGGGGACUUCAUCUUGGUAGAGUUUACUACACUAAAGAAAAAGCAACAAAGAUAUCUGGCAAAAGUAAUGGAAGUAGACCAAAGAUUUAUACAUUGCUCAUUUUUUAGGCCUUCUGAAAAAAUCAAAGAUUUUUUCCCCUUAAGCCAGAUAUUAGUGACAUUACUAUAGAGCAGGUGAUCAGGAAGUUUGAGCGUCCUGAAGAGUUAAGGAGAGGAGCACUAAAAUUUUUUUUUCAAAAACAGUGUUAAAUUAGAAUAGUGUUUUAAGCUAUAUUUAGUUUAUAUAAAAUAAUGUUUUAUAAUUGGUACAAUCAAAGAAAUUAGUUUAAUUAACUAAUUUUGUUUCGAUACACCCGUUAAAGCGGGUGACUUGAAAUUUUCUGUUUAUUAUUUUUUUUUUUGAAAACUAAAAGAAAUUUGAAAGUUUUUUUCCGAUGUAUAUAUUCCCCAAACUUAUGUGCAAGUUUUCCAUAUUUUUUUUUGCAAACCAAUUUAUUAUUCUGUGUCUCGUAGAGGGAUGAACAUGUCAAAAUUGUUAUCAAGUCACCCGCAUUGACGGUACUGUAUUAUCAGCAAAUACGAAAUAUCUCUUAGCUUUCACACCUAAAUAUCUAUUUUAAAGUUUGUAAUCUCCGAGCACCGACCCUUGUGCCACAUUAUACAUUUUUUAUUACUCAAGUAUAGUGCUUCCUGUUUUUUUGAGUAGGUCUGAAGGAGUUUUUUUGCAGUGUGCUUCGGCAUCCCAUUUGUUCCAUAUUCCUACUAAGUCGAAGGCUUUCUGUAAGUCAAUAAAUCUUGCCUCAACAUAUUUAUUUUUACUCGGUUCCUACGAUUCAUGCUGCAUUAAAUAUGAUGUUGACCAUAUGCAGCAUCUUUUGGCUAGACUAAACAGUGUCUGUUCCUUACUUUUGCUCUUAUUUAUAAACAUAAAAGCAACUCAGCAAUAUACUGAGGAAUGUUUUCUUAUGAUCCAGAAAUUAAUGAACUUUGCGAUUGUAACAGAAUUCCGAAAUAAAGAUUUAUUAUUCUCAAUAACUAA